AUGGCAUCGUAUAUAGCGCCAUAUUUGUGUAUCCAUAGCAAUGAUAAGGUUGUGUUGGCGCUAUCAGCAUCGCUACUUCGUAUUGGAAUAUCAUCGGAAGAGUCACGUGACAGUACUUCGGGACGACUCGACAGAUUCCGACCUGUAGUCGCAGCUGUGUCAUCCUCCACAGUCAUACCUCUCUCUCCUCGCUCGCAAGGGGGCAUAACUCCUCCAAUUCAGGGCCGCAGCAUCGACACCUCAAUGCUUUUACUACAACCUCAGGCGUCCUACAGUACGGCUACAUCCGGGUUUUCAAGUGACCUUGGGUCAACCUUUACGACAUGUAGUACACAGCCCGCCAUGUCUGCCGAGAUAGGAAUAUUUCCGACGAGUUUUCCCAUGGCCGACUACUCGUCGGAUACUGGGUUCUCUCUGGCCGACAGUGGGGUUGACACGGGGUUCCACGGGGGCUUCGACGCGCAGCCGCAGAGUUUCGCAACAACGAGUCACAGUCAAAGCUACCCUGAAUCUUACAGCUAUGAGGGUACUUUUAUGUUCGAGAAGGACAGUGGACUCGGAAAACAAUUCAAUGUGUUUACGGAUUCCACACCAACAACUAGUACGGUAGAGAGUCAACCACAGCAUCAGAUACAGAAAUACACGGAACCAAUUAUGGCAUACGAAGGAAGCUUUCAGACUUUCCCUGCACCAGAUUGUGGGUUUUUCCAACAGCGACUCAGCAGCGAAAGUCAAAAACCUUUCCAAAAACAUUGCAACUAUACCCCACCCCAUGACCUGUAUCUAUCUCCUCAAACUACGGGGUUCACAGAUAUGGACCAAAAACAGCCCACCUUCUCUUCGCCCCAGACAUUCAGUGAAAACUCAGGUUCAUAUGUUCGUGAAAGUAGUGGCUUCCAAGGGUACAAUCCAAACUUUUACGGCAACAGAACAUUACCUCAUUCUGAAAGUUGUUAUAAUAUGAGUGAAAGACCGCCUGUUGGUGGACCAGCCUAUCAGGGGGAGAUAAAUGUACAUUCCGGACGUCCCCAAUUCUCACGUCGACCCGCCUUGACCAUCGCGAUGCCAUCACGAGCCACAGAAAGUGGAGAGCUACAGAAAUACCAUAUCCAGUCUCCGACAACACCCUCCACUCCCAGUUCUACAAGGUCCUCCCCAGGGAGGGAGCAACCGCAGAAAGAGGCCCUUAUGUGUGCAGUUUGCGGAGACAAUGCUGUUUGUCAGCAUUACGGUGUCAGAACUUGUGAAGGAUGCAAGGGGUUCUUCAAGAGAACAGUACAGAAGAAUGCUAAGUACGUUUGUCUGGCCGAUAAGAGCUGUCCUGUUGACAAACGUCGGCGGAACAGAUGUCAAUUCUGUCGAUUUCAGAAGUGUCUAGCAGUUGGCAUGGUCAAAGAAGUUGUGCGAACAGAUAAUUUAAAGGGUCGUCGCGGAAGGUUACCGUCAAAGCCAAAGAGUCCACAAGAGUCUCCCCCAUCACCACCCGUCAGCCUCAUCACCUCUUUAGUCCGCGCGCACGUCGACACAAGUCCGGAUAUUCCAAACUUGGAUUACUCACGAUUCAAAGUGCCUUCUCCAGAGGAUAGUCCCCGAACCACAGAUGAAUGUAUACGCCUCUUUUAUGACAUCCUCCUUUCUUGCAUUGACGUUAUCAGAACAUGGGCAGAACGCAUACCUGGUUUUGGUGAUCUUUCUAAAGAUGAUCAGGAACUUCUUUUCCAAUCAGCAUCACUUGAACUCUUCGUAUUACGUAUAGCAUACAGAGUACAACCCAAUGACGAUAAGAUUAUAUUUGAGAACGGUCUGGUUUUACAUAGAUUACAGUGUUCGUCUAUGUUUGGAGACUGGAUUGAUUCCAUUAUCGACUUUGGCCUCUCACUACAUCGGAACACACUUGAUAUUUCAUCGUUAGCAUGCAUGUCCGCACUGGCAUUGGUCACCUUACGUCACGGGCUACAGGAUCCCCAGAAAAUGGAAGAACUACAAAUGAAAAUCAUCGACUGUCUCCGAGACCAUUGCACUUAUAACAGUGAAGCUCAGAGGAAACCUCAUUUCUUCUCUCUCAUUCUUGGAAAGGUUGCUGAACUCCGUUCUCUCAGCAGAGAAGGGCUUCAAAGGAUGUUUCACUUCAAACUAGACAAAGUGUUUCAGGCGCCAGCACAGAUCGAAUCUCUAUACCUGUCCGGCUCGCUCCCUUUCUAGAAGUUUUGUCAUCGCCCUGUUUCAUCUCGUGAUCAUAUUUCAUGAAUAUUAACUAGAUUAUUUUUGUACUACCAGUCUAUCCAUGUGUUGUAAACACACCACCAUUGUUUCACAAACUUAUACGUAGAACACAAAAUCAUGUGACAUACUCAACAGGUUUGUCUAAGUUAUAACUUAUUAGAAAGCCGGAUUCGGAAUUUCAUUUCUAACGAAGAAGAGUUCUAAUUUUUAGGAUUUUUAUGGCUUACCAUUAUUUUCCAGAAAAAGUUAUUUGUACCAAAGAAAUGUAUUCACUUAUUGUUUUGUUGACAACCUUUGAGGUCUGGCAUAAUAUGGUAUCAAUAUUUUUUCUGAAACUUUGCUAUCAAUAAAUUUGAGGUUCUAGCUCAUUUACUUUUUAUGGAGAAACAUGUAUUUAAGAAUAAGAGAACUACGACAGAAAUUGUAUUCAACACCAAUUUAAAAAAAACUAGAACGUUUUUUUUACGUAAGCACCGUGUGAUCUGUUUUCUAAGUAAAUAUGUCUCAAUUUCUAUUUGAACAUUUGUAUUAAAUUAACGGCGUUUGGGUUGUGUUUCUUUCUCUUCUGUUAAGUUAUGGACAAAUAUCACAUCAUUCCUUUUGAUGUUGUCAACGUCAAGAUGUUUUCAAACAUUUUAAUAUUUUUGUUGGAUAUUUUUUUUUGCAAAAUAAAUAUAUAUAUAUAUUGAAUUUGAAUGACCUUAUUAAAAUGCUGUACAUUUCAAGUAUAUAUUAACUGCAACAAAGUAGAACGGUUAUAAGUACGUCUUUAGCUUUAGAUAUUUGCAGGUUUUAUUGCAAAAUAUGUUCUAAAUUAAUUGUAAGAAGAUGAUGUUUUGUGUUUGUAUGACGGAUCGCAUUGUUUUGAUAAUUCUAUUCUGGGUAAACUUGAAAAUUUAUAACUAUUGCAUAAUAAAAAAAACUGGCUUCCUAAAUGAGCAUUACAAAUGAAUCAUAAGAAAAUUAUGACAACAAAUCUAAAAAAGAAAUAAUUUUGAAAUUUAUCUUAUUCGCGAAGAAAAUGAUUAAAUCAAUGAAGAUAUACUAUUAAUCUCAAAUUGAUACUAAUUUACUUUCAAGAUGAUCUAAUUAUACUUUGUUAUUAAAUAGAUAAUAUUUGCAUAAACUUAAUGCUAUGAGAAAUUACUUUUCUACCCAGGUCUUAACCACUUUUCUGAUAGGAAGUAUGUUGAUAUGAAUUUUCAAUUGUAAAAAGAUUUGUUUUGUAUAGUUGUCUGGUGGUAUAAAUUAUACAUCCCUUUGUUGUGAUGUUACGUUAUCUCCCUAUUGACCAUCACUGCCUUACGAUGACAUGCAUAGUCCUCUUAAAAAAAGUAAGAAAAAAAUCAAAAAAAAAAUCUUCAAUAUCGUUUAAUAAUUUAUUUGGAUGUUGAAUUCCGUGAAAAACAUCUUCGAAAACUAGCUUACAUGUUUGUUUUUUUAAUCUUUUUGUUUUAUAAAGCUAAUUACAAAACAAUUCAUGAGGCGAUUUGGAAAAAAACCCACUUAGCUCGUGAAUAAGGUUUAUUAUCGCUGUUUGUGUUAAAGAUAAACAUUUUUCCAACUCAUAAUGAUUAUACUAAACUAAUAAAUCACAUUAUGACUAAUAAGCAAUGAUUAACUUUAAAGAUCCUAAAUGUAAACAGAGGUGCAUGUAGUAUUAUAAAUUUUACAAUUAUAUAUUUUCAUUUUCUUAUUUUAGCAAACAAAUAUUGGCGCAACUCAUACUGAACUGUCUCGCAGCAUAUUACCUAGUCAAGAAUACAUGUAUUAAUAUUUCAAGGUGCAAAAUGAUUUCAUUUUUGAUGUUUUAAGUGAUAUUUGAGAACAAAAGUGUAGCAGAAUUUUCUUAUAUGUCGAUGCCCGUAGUGUUCAGUUAUUUUGAUAUCUAAUGAGACAACCGGUGACCUUAACGUACUAUGUUUUAGAAAUACUUUGUAAGAUUUUUAAAAAAAAAUUCAAAAAAGAAUGAACGAAAGAGGUUAUCCAUGUUGUCUAUCUUGUCUGUAAAAGAAUAGUUUGAUGUUGUGUGAGUGAAAAUGUAAUUUAUAGACCCAGAUAGUGCUAAUGUCAAAAUAUUUUGAUUACAUUUAUUUUGAUGUUUUGAUAAAAAAUAAUUUGUUUCACUGUGCCUACCUGUACUCCCUUAAUGACAGACACGUCUUAUAGCUUUUAGUGCUUGAAAUGUUUAGAGAUUUUUCUUACAAUUUACAGUGCUGACAGGUUGAACUUUCUUUACCAACCCUGACAACUUGUAAUAUUUGAUUAUUGCCAAAAUAUUUAGUUUUUUUACAUUACAAAACAAAAAUAGUAUUUACAUCUCUAUGGAAAGUGCUACAGUUUAUUGAAUCUCCUUUUAUAAAAGAGUUCCUGCUAAAUGUCGGCGAUUGUGAGUUAAGUGUUUUUAAUAUGUAUGACAUGAAAUGUUCAUGUGUACUUUCUUUCCUGGUUUAGGUUGAAUUCAAAUUAUUUCGUGGUUAUAAAUUUUCAUGGUUAGCCCAUGCACCAAUAAUAUACCAAUUUUACAUGUAUAUUCAUGGUUCCAUAACAAUCACGAAAACAAUGGAAGUUUAUACACAGCGUACAUUUCUUGCGAUGCUGUAAAUGGAUAAUAGAUGAAUGUUAAACAAGACAACAAUUACCUACGAAAAUAAACAAUUCCUAUGUCUAAUUGGAAAUUUAGUGUAUGUUAAAAGUGCUUAUUUUCUUAUACAAUGAAUCUAGAUGAUUAAAAAAGAAAACUAUCCCUUGAUUUUUCUAUUAUUUCAUAACAGCUGUUGUGAAGUGGUUUUAAGAUAUAUUCAGAGUAAUUUAUUUCCACGGCGCGUAUCACAAUGUAACCCCUUUAUGUACCUCAACACUUUUCACCAAAAGUCCCUUGGCACUUUUCACGCAAAAUAUUACUACAAUUUAAAUUUCAUAAUUUAUAUUAUAUACACUAAAAACAAAAUGAUGUCAAGGAACCUUUGUAGGACGGUGUAACUGCAGGUUAAAAUGCCUCCAGCUCUUACAACAGACCACCAUUAACAUAUUCCAUGAUAUCAAUACGUCUAAUUAAAUAUUACACUUGAAUAAGAUGCAUUCCAGAAUCUAAAGCACUCUUGAACGAAAACAGCAAAAACUGUAGCAUAAUACUGAUUCGAAAGAUAACGCAAUGGUAUGUUUUCUAUUUUAUAGCCAAAUCUCCUAUAUAUUAUAGUAUAAUGCAAUGUCAGAUUAUAGUAUAUAUUUUUAUUCCAUUCGAUUUGAUAAAUGAAGGAUAUCUAUUUUAAAUAUUUUUGGUAAAAUCUGAUAUGUUUUAAGCCAAAACGUGGGCAUUUACGUCACAUAUUAGUAAACAUAUUUAUACGCGAUAUGUAUAUCUUAUUUUGAUGUUUUCUGUUAAAAUGAUUUUAAUGAUUUCAACUGUUCCAAAACUUGUAAUGCCUGUGAUAGUUGUACUGUAUAUCUGAUGAUUGUUUAUGACGUAGAAUGUUAUGACGUAGUGCCAUCACGUGUCAGAUUUUUUAUCAGAGGUCAUUUUCCGAAAUCCUGUAAAUACUUGUUGAUGAACUGUUGUUCUUAUUGUGUGCGUAUCCAUGGUAACUAUUAUUUCGCACUUUUUGAUAGUACAGUGCACGUGUUUUUUCCACUUUGUUAGAUGUUCCCGGCAGUUUAAGCAAAGCUUAAACAAUGUCAUGUGACCUCUUGUGUCGUCUGCUCAUCAGAUUUGAAUAUGAAAUAAAUGUACAAAAAUGUUA
Messenger RNA from Pecten maximus, 5963 nucleotides. Its product is annotated as nuclear receptor subfamily 4 group A member 2-like. Lineage: Eukaryota; Metazoa; Mollusca; Bivalvia; Pectinida; Pectinidae. The record is from RefSeq and is a predicted model, not a curated record. The coding region runs from base 1 to 2202 and encodes 733 amino acids. The transcript is spliced from 9 exons. Gene Ontology annotation, molecular function: nuclear glucocorticoid receptor binding; RNA polymerase II cis-regulatory region sequence-specific DNA binding; nuclear receptor activity. Gene Ontology annotation, biological process: cellular response to corticotropin-releasing hormone stimulus; regulation of transcription by RNA polymerase II. Gene Ontology annotation, cellular component: nucleus; transcription regulator complex.